Messenger RNA from Osmia bicornis bicornis, 1326 nucleotides. RefSeq names its product meiosis-specific nuclear structural protein 1-like. The record is from RefSeq and is a predicted model, not a curated record. Bases 1 to 1326 code for a protein of 441 amino acids. The transcript is spliced from 5 exons. Lineage: Eukaryota; Metazoa; Arthropoda; Insecta; Hymenoptera; Megachilidae.
AUGAUAUUUAACGAAGAUGAUGGAAAGGACGAUGAAUAUUUCAAAAGAAUCAAGGAGCAACAAGAGGACGAAAUGGAGAACCGACGUCGAGCGUUGAUAAAUAAGUGUGAAAUUAAACAACGUUUACGGCAACAUCAUAUUAAACGUAAAGAAGCAUCGGAAACGGAGAAAGUUCAACGUGUUCAAGAAGCUGUUGAGUUGAAAGUUCGUCAAAUUGAACUGACGGAACGAUUAGCUAAAGAACUGUCGCGUCGUAAACAUAUCGAGCAACAAGAAGCAUUAAAAUGCAGGAAAAUGAAAUCUACUGUUUCAUCGGUUUCCGACUGUGCAUUAGAGAAGAUACACGCCGAAUUAAUCAAGGGACAAAAACAAGAUGAAGAAACACAGACUUCUCAAUCGUUUAACAAAUGGUGUUUCACCGAAGUGUCUAAAACAGAGCAGCAAGAAAGGAAAUUGAAUUACAGAAGGGAGUUGCAAAACCAGCUGAUAAAUAAUCGUCGAAGACUGCGCGAGAAAGAAGAAGAGAAGCAUCGAGAACGAAAGAUAUUGGAAGAAGUUGGUGAAGCGAUGUUGAAAGAGGGCUUGGAAGCAGAGAAACAGAAACGAGAAACUGCUACUAUGUUGCAAGCAGAAAGGACCGCAUUCCUUAAAGCUCGAGAAUUUUGGAAGGAGAAACGAAGGGAAAUUUUGAAACAAGAGCACGAUGAGAUAUCGAGGACCAUUGCUAAAAAAGAAGCUCAACAAAAAAGGGAGGCUGAAGGGAAGACUGACACUCGUACAGCAAAGGAAGCGAUGGUAGAGAAAUUGUCGGAAAAAUUAAUGGAAGAAGAACGCAAGAAAAUGGAACGAGAAGAAAUUUCUCGCGAAUUGUAUUUAGCAGAGAAGGAGGCUGAAUUGGCGAAAGAGGCGAUGAAACUGGCGACGAAUAAGAAACGAACUGCAAAGGAGUUAUUGCAGGACAUGGCGAAGCAUCAGAAGGCUGUAGCUGAAAAGAAAGCUAAGGAAAGCGAGAUUGAUGCAGCCUUCGCCAAAUAUUUGGCCGAGGAAAGAAGAAAUCAGGAUGAAAAGAAAAUGCAGGAGGAACAAGCACGACGUGAAAAAAAUAUUCAAUAUGGAAAUGAAUUGCGUGAAGCUAUAACUAGAAAUAGAUUGCAACGUUUGAGGGAUGCUGCAGAAAAUGAUGGAAAUGAAGGUGAUAGAAAAGAGAAGAAUAAAAAUAUGUUUAUGUGGAACAACAACGACGAGGAUCGUAAAAUUAAGUGCCAUUCUGAAUCAGUCCUCGAAACCUUAAAAUCUAAAGGGCAAAAGAAUGCAACCCCCAAAUAA